Cyprinus carpio (common carp) is the source of this 4637-nucleotide messenger RNA. Its product is annotated as double-stranded RNA-specific editase 1-like. Gene Ontology annotation, biological process: adenosine to inosine editing; RNA processing. Lineage: Eukaryota; Metazoa; Chordata; Actinopteri; Cypriniformes; Cyprinidae. Gene Ontology annotation, cellular component: cytoplasm; nucleolus. The record is from RefSeq and is a predicted model, not a curated record. Gene Ontology annotation, molecular function: tRNA-specific adenosine deaminase activity; double-stranded RNA adenosine deaminase activity; double-stranded RNA binding.
CAUUUUAAUUUACAUUUUAUUAAUUUUAUUAAUUUAAUAAAAAAGGUGACUUGAUAAGAAUUGCAUCAGUUGCAUGUUGAUACUGUAAGUUAAAUGGUGUUAUAAUUUUAUAUAUAUAUAUAUAUAUAGAGAGAGAGAGAGAGAGUACAUAUAACUUUAAUGUAAUUUUAAUUUUGUUUAGAUAUUAAUUAUUUCUUAUGUAUUUUUUUUUUUAAUCUUAAAAUAAUUUUAAAAAGGGGCGACUAUUAACAAUAAGAACUGGCAAACGACAGGUAUUAGUCUUCAGUUGUGUGUUGAUAACUGUAAGGUUAAUGAUGUUCUGAAAAGAAAAAAGAAAAGCCGAAACCUCGUAUCAGACGUCUGAAAGGACAGUAACAUGAGGGAGUGACUAGUAGAGUUCCCACCGUCAGCCCUCCCUCUCGUUCCCUCGCCUCACCCUCACUCCUGCUGAAGUUGUCUUCAGAGAGAGCUCGUGUUACGGUUUGUGUACGGUGGUAUUGCACAGAGUCAGAGCUGCUCUCAAAGCAUGGGAGCGUAUUACUGCCUCGUUCGCAGGAGGUUCAAGAGAAGACGCAAAAAACGAUCCGAACGCAAAGGGAUCAUCAGCACCACAAUGAAUGAAGUAGGAGCCGGUGGGCGGCCCAGGGGGCAGCAGAAGCUCUGCAGUCUGGAUGUGGAUGAAGAGAAGCGCAUGAGUUCGUGUAGCAUGGACGUUAAAGAAAACCGCAACCUGGACAACCUCUCCUCCAAAGACGUGCUGGGGGAGGGGCCUCACUUAGCUAAUGGAAACGCUCGGGGAUUGAGCAGGAAACGCCCUCUGGAGGAGGGCAACAAAGGCCACGGACAUUCCAAAUUCCGGCCUAAGAAGCGAAGGAAACCGCAAGGGCCAGUCUUGCCGAAAAAUGCUCUCAUGCAACUGAACGAAAUCAAACCGGGACUGCAGUACAAACUUCUGUCUCAGACGGGGCCGGUACAUGCACCUGUCUUCAUUAUGACCAUUGAGGUUAAUGGACAGUUAUUUGAGGGCUCAGGCCCAACGAAGAAAAAAGCCAAACUGAAUGCGGCCGAAAGAGCGCUACGCUCUUUCGUUCAGUUUCCAAAUGCAUCCGAAGCUCACCUCGCGAUGGGCCGCACGCUGACUGUUAACACAGACUUCACCUCAGAUCAAGCAGAUUUCCCAGACAUGCUAUUUAACGGAUUUGAGACACCCGCACCACCUGAAGACCCCUUCUACCUGAGUCUUAGCAGCAAUGGGUCUCUCUGCUCCCUAAACGAAUUUUCUCUGCCCAUGGCGCUGAAAAACAACAACAGGUCAUAUCCUUCUCUCCAACUACCCCCUGCACUCACAACGCCCCCUACAGGCAGUGGCAAAAACGCUGUGAUGAUCCUAAAUGAGCUUCGGCCAGGACUGAAGUAUGAGUUUGUGGCUGAGAGCGGUGAAAGCCAUGCCAAGAACUUUACAAUGGCAGUUACUGUAGACACUCAGAUGUUCCAAGGCUCUGGACGGAAUAAAAAGCUGGCGAAAGCGAGGGCGGCCCAAGCGGCUCUGUCAGGACUUUUUAACAUGCAACUGGACCAGACACCAUCCCGACAGCCAAUCCCCAGAGAGGGACUUCAGCUACACCUGCCUCAGGUCCUUGCGGAUGCUGUUUCUCGUUUAGUUGUGGAAAAGUUCAGUGAGCUGACGGAUAACUUCACGUCACCACAUGCACGGCGGAAAGUCCUUGCGGGUGUUGUGAUGACAACUGGUACAGAUGUGAAGGAUGCUCAGGUCAUUUGCGUCACCACGGGAACCAAGUGUAUAAAUGGGGAGUACAUGAGUGAUCGAGGACUGGCCCUUAACGACUGCCAUGCUGAGAUCAUCGCACGUCGCUCCCUCAUCAGAUACCUGUACAGUCAGCUGGAAUACUUCCUCAGCGACAGCACUGAGGAACAUGAGAAAUCCAUAUUCAGAUGGUGUAGUGAACAUGGCUACCGGCUAAAAGAUGAUAUUCAGUUCCAUCUGUAUAUCAGCACAUCGCCCUGCGGAGACGCCCGGAUCUUCUCCCCCCAUGAGGCUGGGGCCGAGGACCAGGGUGACCGACAUCCAAACCGCAAAGCCCGCGGACAACUGCGAACCAAGAUUGAGUCUGGAGAAGGUACAAUACCCGUUCGUACGAGUAACACCAUUCAGACCUGGGAUGGAGUGUUGCAGGGAGAACGACUGCUAACCAUGUCGUGUAGUGACAAGAUUGCCAGAUGGAACAUGAUCGGAGUGCAGGGGUCUCUUCUGAGUCACUUUACAGAACCCAUCUAUUUCUCCAGUUUAAUUUUGGGAAGUCUGUACCACGCAGACCAUCUUUCCAGAGCCGUGUACCAGCGCAUUGCAGACAUGGACGAUUUGCCCAAACCAUUUGCCCUCAACAGACCUCUUCUUAGUGGUAUCAGUAACACAGAAGCAAGGCAACCUGGGAAAGCUCCCAACUUCAGCGUCAACUGGACAGUCGGAGAUCAGGGGUUGGAGAUCAUUAACGCCACCACAGGAAAAGAUGAUCUCGGAAGACCGUCUCACCUCUGUAAACACGCCCUCUAUAGUCGCUGGGUCUGUCUACAUGCCAAGCUCAGUGAAACUCUGCGGAUCCAAGGAUCUCGGCAAGGCUCCUACCACGAGGCAAAACAAGCAGCAGUGGAAUAUCACGCGGCCAAACAGACUCUCUUCAAUGCUUUCUACAAAGCGGGACUUGGAGCAUGGGUUGAAAAACCCAUUGAACAAGACCAGUUUUCCCUUACCUCUUAAGAUAAACCGAGAGAAAAGGAUUGUCGGCAAGAGAUCUUUUGUACAUUUCCAUGGAAUGCAAGGUUUUAAUCUAACCUCCAUAGUUGUUAUUUUUUUGCUUGGUUUCUUUUAUCUGUUAAAAACAGGGUUGUGUUCACUCAAAAAAUGGCUGGGUUAAAAAGAACCCAGCUGAAAACUUGGCACUGGGUAAAAGGUGGACAGUACCUUGCACUAAAACAAACCAGGUGGCUUGCAUGGUUAAUCACAUGGACCAUAAUGCUGGCUUAAUUUUACCUCAGAAUGAUCACUGUCUUCAGUGAGUUUUUCAGUCUCACAAACCUUAAUUUCAUCAGGAAGUUCCCCACAAGAAGUUUUCUCACAGGAGAGGAGACAAACUGAUCUAUAUUAUGGUUGCUAUAAACCAGCAGCUUGGUUGCACAAAAAUACACAUCAUUGUGAAAAUAACUUGAGAUGCGCAAUACAAAAUGUACUGAUAGAGAUAUCUGUUAUAUAAGAAAAACAUCUUCUGAUACCCAUAGUUGGUACUUCUAGUACCAAUGGUGGUACUGUGCUUUCAGCCACCUUUUUGAACACCCUAAUAUACAUUACAUAACUUCAAAUGCAAUUGAAUAAUUUUAUUCUCUAUAGCAUUUUUUUCGACAUUUAGCUAACUUAAGGUGCUUUAAUAACAGUCAAGCUGCGAUAAGUAAGGGAUACCGCACGGCUACCUGUGCAUUAAACGGUUUUAAUACAUACCUGCCAGCCAAUCAGAAUAGAGUAUUCAGACAGACCAUGGUAUGAUGAAAAUUAAAUGCUAUUAACAAGCCUCCCAUUUGAUUGAUAGGACAUAAUUAGCUGUUUAAAUAAUCAGCCGAUGUCUAUUAACUCCAAUAGUUAUAAAUACAGGCCAACAACAGUAAUUGCUAAAAAUAAAAUAAAAUAGCUAAAAAUAAUCCAACAAAAUGACCCAACAGGCUUUGGGUAAAGUGAAAACCCAAUUUUUUUUUUUUUUAUUUAUUUUUUUUGCUUGCUUGUUUUUUAAUAGUUAUAAAUGUAUUUUUAUGUACGUGUUUUUGUCUAAAUCCACAAGUACUUGUUUAAUAUUAAGACUGUGAUGUCAUUUCAUUGAAAACAAUAAAGACUGAACUGGAUCAUCAGAAAUCUAAAUUAAUCAGAUUGCAAUUGGGGAAGAUUUGUUUCGUUAAAAAAAAAAAAAAAAAAAAAAAGUUGUUGUACAGGGAUUCGAUCAUUAGACAUUUUUCAGUCAUUGUAAUUAUGUACAUACUAAUUUACAAUGUUACAGAUUCCAGAAAAUUGCUUUCGAUUUUACAUUGAUUACUUUAGUCUUGCAUCAAAUGGCUGUUUCAUGUGGAUUUAUGUUCCUGUUUGCAUGUUAUCCAUGAAGUACACAGGACCGUAGGGUGUUCCAUUCAUCAUUUUACAAUUAAGAAGGGUGCUUUGUAGACGCAGUGCACACUUCUGCAAAGCAUUGAUGUGAACUUCACAGUGGGUUUCCACUCGACAGUCUAUGCUGCAUUACGUCACCAAAGUGACUGAGAGCAACAUUUGGGACCAGGCCGUUAUUAUUUAGUUUGACUUGGCUCAGCAGGAGCCCUAGAAUCACUGCAAACUCUAGAACUCAACCUAGUUUUGUCGAGAGCUUGUCCUGGAAAAUUCCCAUGAUGCCACUGUGUUCUGCGAUUCAGGAUGCUCUUUGUUGUUUGAGUCCCGCUUGGAUUCGUUUUGAACUGGUUCAAGAAGUUGCUUUAAGUGCUGCAUCUAAGCAAAGACUCGAAAGCUGCAUGAGUAUUCACAUGAGAAGAAAAGUAUAAAGAGAACCAUACUGUAAGAAAAUAAAAUGAUCAUAAUUUUUGUUGUUUAU